AUGAGCUUCAAGACCAGCCUGGGAAGCGAAAUCACCCAGAAGUUCAAGUUCGUCCACUACGGCAAGAAGGCCACCACCUACAACUGCAGAGUCGAGAAGAUAGGCAGAAGGCACCGGUUAACGUCGAUCCCAAGGCCAAGCAGCCGCUGCCCUCCAUCGACUUCACUCUCUAGGCUCCCACCGUCCAGUGGCGAAUACGUGGGCAUCCUCAACGGCUACGCCACGCUUCCCCAGCCUAAGGGCCCCUUCAAGAUCGCCGGCGCCAAGCCUCCUCCCAUCGACUUCAAAAACCCCUUCUUCGAGGCAUUCGAGUUCACGGUGCGCAUCGACAAUCCGUCCUUCACCUCCGCCGUGAAGAGUCCAGUGAAGGUGGACGGCAAGAAGGUGCUGAGCAUCGGCCUCAGCUACAAGCAACUUCUCCUCCACUUAGAGCGGCUGGCUCGCAUCAAGAACAUCCGCCAAAUCACCUACGAGGACGGCAGCGUAUACGUGGGGCAGCUCGACGACAACACCAAGGACGGCACCGGCCUGCUCUCCAUCCCCGACGGAUCCGUCUACAUGGGCGAGUGGAGGGACAACAACUACAACGGCGAAGGCAUCUACAUCUACCCCGACGGCGAACGCUACGAAGGCGAGCUCGAAAACGGGCAGAAGAGCGGCUUCGGCAAGAUGUAUUACUCCAGCGGAAACUUCUACCAGGGCAACUGGGAGGACGGCGAGAAGAACGGUCCUGGAGAGCAGGUCUACACAAACGGCGAGAAGUACGUGGGCGAGUGGAGCGACGGCGAGAGGAGCGGCGCGGGCAAGCUGCUGCUCAACAACUAG
Molecule: messenger RNA, 825 nt
Organism: Nymphaea colorata (pocket water lily)
Lineage: Eukaryota; Viridiplantae; Streptophyta; Magnoliopsida; Nymphaeales; Nymphaeaceae
Exons: 3
Coding region: 1-825 (274 amino acids)
Source: RefSeq, a predicted model, not a curated record